Molecule: messenger RNA, 1689 nt
Organism: Lodderomyces jiufengensis
Lineage: Eukaryota; Fungi; Ascomycota; Pichiomycetes; Serinales; Debaryomycetaceae
Gene: ECM38
Product: Ecm38p
Exons: 1
Coding region: 1-1689 (562 amino acids)
Source: RefSeq, a predicted model, not a curated record
AUGGUUGCAUCAACUCAACCAUUAGCUAAUUCCGCUGGUUUGAAAAUAUUAGAUAAAGGUGGAAAUUGUGUUGAUGCAGCAAUUGCAGUUUCAGCUGCUUUAUGUGUAACAGAACCUGGAUCUACUGGUAUUGGAGGAGAUGCUUUUGCUUUAUUUCAUACUAAUGGUAAAGUAUUUGGAUUAAAUGGUUGUGGUAGAGCCGCUCAAAAAAUUACCCCACAAGAUGUUUGGAACGAACAUAAUAAUGGUAACCCAAUGUCGAGAAUUCCUUAUACUUCUGCGUUUUCUGUAACUGUUCCUGGUGCAAUUGAUGGGUGGUAUCAAGCUUAUAAAAACUGGGGUUCUGGGAAAGUUAAUUUCAAAGAAAUAUUACAACCAGCUAUAACUUUAGCUAGAGAAGGGUUUCCAGUUUCAGAAUUAUCGAGUCGUUCCUGGAGAGGUUCGGUAAAGAAAUUAAAGAGUCAAAAUCCAGAUGCUAAAAAUAAUCCUUUCAUAUUAGAUGGAGAAAGAGGGCCAAAUGAAGGAGAAUUUGUUAAAAAUAUACCAUUUGCAGAUUGUCUAGAGCUCAUAGGUAAUGACGGUGCAAAAGCAUUCUAUGAAGGGCCAAUUGCUGAAGCUAUAGUAGAAACAACUUCUAAAAGAAAUCAUAAAUUAUCUUUGGAUGACUUUAAAAACCAUACUUCAACAAUUGUAGAGCCAAUAAAAUUAGAUUUCCAAAAUCAUUAUGUGUGGGAAAUACCUCCAAAUGGUCAUGGGUUAGUUGCAUUGUUAGCUUUAGGUCUAGUUCAAGAAUUACACAAUGAAGGUAAGAUUGAUCUAUAUAAAUUAAAACAUAAUUCAACUGAAUAUUUACAUAUUUUAAUUGAAGCUUGCAAAUUGGGGUUCCAUGAUUCUGAUGAAUAUGUUACUGAUCCCACUUUUAAAGAAAUACCAGUCGAAGAUUUAUUACAUCAUCAAUAUUUGAAAGCAAGAGCUAAAUUAUUUUCUCCUGAUAAAAUUAUAGAUGGUGAAACAAUGACACAUGGAGUUCCAGAUCCAAAAUAUAAAUCAGAUACUGUUUAUUUUUCAGUUACUGAUGCAAAUGGUAAUGCAUGUUCAUUUAUAAACUCAGUAUAUGAGGGUUUUGGGUCUGGUAUAUUAGUUGAAAAAUAUGGAUUUUGUUUACAGAAUAGAGGUUGUAAUUUUAAUUUGUGUCCAGGAGUAUCAAAUUGUUUAGAAGGUGGUAAAAGACCAUAUCAUACAAUUAUUCCAGGUAUGAUUACAAAUAAAUCAGAUAAUUCAUUAUAUGCAGCUUUUGGUAAUAUGGGAGGAUUUGCACAACCUGUAUGUCAUGUACAACAUGUUUUAAAUAUGAUCAUUUUUGGAAUGACACCUCAACAAUCGUUGGAUUCUCCUAGAUUUGUUUUAAAUUCAAAUAAUGAUGAUCCAAAAGAUAGAGGAAGAGGUGCUGAUGGACCUGUAAGAACUCCAAUUACAAUUGUACAAAUAGAAGAAGGUGUUGGAGAGAAAACAAUAGAAGAAUUGAAAGCAUUAGGACAUACUGUUGAGGUAAUGACUGAUUAUAAAAGACAAAUGGUUGGUAGAGGUCAAAUUAUUAAAAGUGAAGGUAAAAAUGGUCAACUGGGUGGGUUGAUUUAUGCUGCAGGUAGUGACAUGAGAGGUGACGGAGCUGCUGUACCAUUUGUAUAG